UUUUUUUGUCUCGCAGCGCAUCUUUGUUGAAGUUUACACUUAGCGAGAGCCGAUGGGUUCUGUCUUAGUUAUAAAGAAAAUACUUCCAUUUCGUGGAAGAACAGCCCUGGGAUGACUAUGGGUAGCUGCGAACAUCUCCAGGAAUACAAGAGGACCCAUGGAACCAAUUCUUUUCGUAUAAUCCAUACAUAUUUCAUAGCAUGUUCAUCAGCUGAUGCUAGGCGACGGAAGGCCAAAUCCUGUGUCUGUCACACCUGUCGAAUACACAGACCCCGUCUACAUGCCUGUCUUCACUGUAUAUACUUUGGGUGUUAUGGUGCUAAGCAUAUCCAUGAACAUGCAGAAACUAAAGGUCAUUUCCUUGCUGUUGACAUGAUCCAUGGUGCCGUAUACUGUUUUGAAUGUUGUGACUACAUGUAUGAUGAACAGCUGGAAGAAAUAGCCAGAAAACAGUACAAGAAAUCAAAAAAGGGUUUAAAGACUAACUUCUCGUCAUGGGAGCCUACUGAAGUGGAGAUAGAAAUUCUUAGACAGAAUCCAAAGCGAAGAAAAGUAGAAACAAAGUCCUCGAUAGGAUUACGAGGCUUGAUCAAUUUAGGAAACACCUGCUUCAUGAAUUGUAUUGUACAAGCCUUGACUCACACCCCGGUGCUACGUGAUUUCUUUCUGUCCGACCAACACAGCUGUCAGGUGCUUAGCCAGGAUGCAAGGCAGUGCCUUGUCUGUGAAAUGUCACGUCUGUUUCAGGAGUUUUAUUGUGGAGCAAGAACUCCACACAUCCCAUACAGACUGCUUCACCUGGUGUGGACUAAUGCACGGCACUUAGCUGGUUAUGAGCAGCAGGAUGCUCAUGAAUUCCUAAUAGCGGCCCUGGAUGUGUUACACAGACACUGUAAAGGUUAUUCCGAUAAUAUUUUGUUAUCCUACAACAGUCAGUUAAAUGCAGGAACCUCGGACAGUAACGGCAGUGGUAACCCUCACCACUGUAACUGUAUCAUAGAUCAGAUCUUUACGGGUGGUCUCCAGUCAGAUGUCACUUGUCAACAGUGCAAUAAUGUUUCCACAACGAUAGAUCCAAUCUGGGAUAUUUCUCUAGACUUGGGUCCUGGCCCACCACCUGGAGGCAACAGUAACUCCAAUUCUUCUCCUAACUCAGGUUUUUCUAAUAGCCCCGGAACAUAUGAACCUACCUCACUUUUAGAAUGUUUAAAAAGGUUUACAAAACCAGAGCAUCUGGGCAGUUCAGCCAAGAUAAAAUGUAGUACCUGUGGUAGUUAUCAAGAGUCUACCAAACAACUCACCAUGAAGAAAUUGCCCAUAGUUGCAUGCUUUCAUCUCAAAAGAUUUGAACAUUCAACUGGUUACCACAAAAAGAUCUCAACUUACGUGUCAUUCCCGGAGGAGCUGGACAUGACACCUUUCAUGUCCUCCUCGCGUAACAAUACAAAUGGCUACAACAAUCAGGUCAUACAGGAAUCUUCCAGGGGGCUUUCAUGUGAUAACAAGUACUCAUUGUUUGCCGUUGUGAACCACAUGGGCACAAUAGAGAGUGGCCACUACACUUGUUUCAUCAGACAAAUGAAGGACCAGUGGUUCAAAUGUGAUGACCACCUCAUCAACAAGGCAUUGCCAGGGGACGUUCUCAACAGUGAAGGAUAUCUGCUGUUUUAUCACAAACAAAUUUUGGAGUAUGAUUGACCCUGGCUGAACUUUAGUGCUCAGUAGUGGUGCAACUGUAUUGGACUAUUUCUGUUUUGAGUGAACAAGCCUAAAGCUGAAACAAACACUACAUCCAUGACUGUUUGGCAUCUUCAUUUGUGUUGCCUCAAACUUAUAGGCUACCAGUGAAGAAACCAAGAUACUGCCUCAGGUGUACAGACUGUCGCCCUGUCCUGGUAGAUAUAUCCAACACACCCAUCAACAACUUGGAACUAAAGCCUAUGGUUCUCUAUUUAAAAUUAAUAGAAUACAAUACUGUUUACAGAGCCAUAUAUCUGACAUAGACAGGGGAUAAGUAUUUAUUUGGUUGUAAUCAUUAUGGUGUGUGAUUUAAAAGCAUGGCCAUGUAAGUGAACUUGAUUAGUUACUUUAUUCAU
Molecule: messenger RNA, 2096 nt
Organism: Pecten maximus
Lineage: Eukaryota; Metazoa; Mollusca; Bivalvia; Pectinida; Pectinidae
Product: ubiquitin carboxyl-terminal hydrolase 22-like
Exons: 13
Coding region: 112-1698 (528 amino acids)
Biological process (GO): protein deubiquitination
Molecular function (GO): zinc ion binding; cysteine-type deubiquitinase activity
Source: RefSeq, a predicted model, not a curated record